Molecule: messenger RNA, 1675 nt
Organism: Paramecium sonneborni
Lineage: Eukaryota; Ciliophora; Oligohymenophorea; Peniculida; Parameciidae
Source: the annotation of a GenBank genome assembly
AUGUUAUCGGAGCUUUUUCCAUUUUAUAAGGAUAAGAAAGACAAUUCCUACAUGCUUUUUGGGAAAUAGAAUAAUAAAGAACAUGCAGAUAUGUUUAGAACAUUUAAAUAAUAAUAAAGAGCUGAGUUCAGAAAAAUCAUCUAACAUUUUCUAAAUAAAUUAGAAUUCAAAUAAGAUGCUGAAUUAAUUAUAAAAAAAAACUUAAGCAGUUUUUAUAUAUGGAAAAACCAAAAUAAAGACUUAGAGGUAUAUUUUAUUGAUGAAGCAUUAACAUCAGAAAUAAAAUAUAAAAAUUAAAUUUCAAAAGAGACUUUUAAAUAAUUUUAUCAAAUCUUAUUGAGUUUAAGUAAUUUGAAUAUUUAAGAUGAUUAAUAAUAGAUUGAAACAUUAGAAUAAUUCAAUAAAGAAAUUGAUUAAUUAUAUUUUAAUAUUGCAUAGAUUAUUGAGAAAGAAUAAAAAAAAGGAAAUACAGAUUAAUAAUUUAAAUCAUUGAAAAUCAGAACAAAUAAUACCUUUUUAUAAAGGCCAAGUGGAGAUAUGUAAUUAAAUUAUAAUAAAUAGAAUUAAAUUGUCGAAAAUUAGCAAUGAAAUUUAUAAUUAUAAUCAUGUCAAUAUCUACAUAUCCACAAGAAAACCAUUUUAUAAUCCUGUGUAAGAAGACUUUAACUAAACAGCGUUUAAAUACAUAGGAUAAAUAGAAUAAUAAACAUUUUUACCAAAUGGAUAAGGAAUUUUGAUUUGUGAUGGAGCAUUUGAAUUUAAGGGCUAAUUUAUAGAUGGAUUAGCAACAGGAAAAGGUUUUUUAGACUUUAAAAUCUAAAAAUAAAAGUUUGAAGGUAAUUUUUAGAAUGGAUUAAAACAUGGAGAAUCAAUUACAACAAAUCCUAAUUAAACUAUUACAACUGGAUAUUAUUAGAAUAAUAUGAAAUAAGGACCAUUUAUUACAAAAAAGUAGAAUGGAUCCUAACUAUAAGAAAUCUAUUAUAUGAAUGAUUAAGUAGUGAAAAAGAAUGAAUAUAAAUUGGAUUUAAAUAUAAAUUCUACUAGAUAUUUAGCUAAUCAUAAAGAUAUUUCAAUUAAUAAUUAUUUUUUCUCUGGAUUGACUGAAGAUAAAUGGAUAAAUUAAUUAUUAGUUGAUUAUUAUCUAAGAAUCUUAAGUGAUUAUUAUAAAAAUGUCUUAAAAGAAUAGAUAUAUCUAUUUAAUACAUCUUAAUCAUAAGAUAUAUUUACAAGUUAGAUAAGUUAAAUAGAUCCUAAAGAUCUAAAGAUAUCAUUAAAAUAUUAGUAAAUAAUCAAUUAAUACUAAAAAUAUCGUAAGAUUAUAUUUAUUUUGAAUGCUGAUUAAGUACAUUUUUUAGUAGUAGUAUACUAAAAUGAAACAUUAUAUAUGCUUAAUUCUUAUGCCACUAAAAAUGAUUAAUAAAUAUUAUCUGCUGUAGCUUCAAUAUUCCCUAACAAAUUAAAUUUAUAAUGCCUUGAAGUAGAAUAACAAAAGAAUACACAUGACUGUUCUUUAUAUUCAAUUUAUAAUGUGAUGUUACAAUAUAAAUAUCAUAAUAAGGAUGUCCAUAAGAUUGAUUAUAAAGUCCCUUUUAAGUACAUUAAGAGAUUAAGAUUUCAUUUAAAAAAUGUCAUAUGUAAUGAUUAUGCUCACAUAAUCCUUCAUUAAGAAUGA